AUGCCCUACACACUGAGCAACAGGCGUGUCCUCGUCACUGGUGGCAGCCGAGGGCUGGGGGCGCGCAUAUGCCAACAGUUUGCACGAGAAGGCGCUCAUGUGAUGGUCAACUACGUUUCCAACGAGAAUAGAGCUCGCCAGGUCGUGGACAAGGUGCAGAGUUUUGGAGUGAAGGCAUUCAUGGUUCAGGGAGACGCGGGAAAUGCCGACCACAAUGCUCGCAUCGUCAAGGAAACGGUGGAGAAGCUAGGCGGGCUGGAUAUCAUUGUGGCUAACGCCGGAUGGACGAGGCUCAGCGACUUUGGCGAUCUGAACGCAUUGAGCUUGGAAGAGUGGAACAAGGUCUUCUAUUCUAUCGUCGAAUCUUGUGGUCUUUCACGAAGCAUCUUCACUGACAGGGGUUCCACGCAGAGCGGAAGUAGCAUGGCGUAUGCGGUCAGCAAAGCAGCGGGCCUGCAUCUGAUGAAAUGCAUCGCCGCGACGCAAGGUCCCAAACUGCGGAUGAAUGCCAUCUUACCCGGUCAGCUCUUGACAGAAUGGGUACGCAUGCCCUUGAAAGGCUUUCCUGGUGCGUCUCUGGUUUCUAACCUGUUUCUUCAGGGCUUGCAAUUUACGGAAGAGCAAAUUGCUCAGGAGCAAAACGACUCUGUUUUGAAACACGAGGUUUGCCUUUCUUCCAUCAGUAUAUGUUCGGACACGAGGUCUUACACACUGUGA
Colletotrichum tamarilloi is the source of this 717-nucleotide messenger RNA. RefSeq lists its product as uncharacterized. The transcript has 3 exons. The record is from RefSeq and is a predicted model, not a curated record. Bases 1 to 717 code for a protein of 238 amino acids. NCBI's taxonomy places the organism in Eukaryota, Fungi, Ascomycota, Sordariomycetes, Glomerellales, Glomerellaceae.